This is a messenger RNA of Williopsis jadinii, 1044 nucleotides long. Its product is annotated as Metallo-dependent phosphatase. The annotation marks the transcript as partial. NCBI's taxonomy places the organism in Eukaryota, Fungi, Ascomycota, Saccharomycetes, Phaffomycetales, Wickerhamomycetaceae. The transcript has a single exon. Gene Ontology annotation, cellular component: cytoplasm; nucleus. Gene Ontology annotation, molecular function: protein serine/threonine phosphatase activity. The record is from RefSeq and is a predicted model, not a curated record.
GUUCAAGGAGUAGACAUUGAAGAAUUGAUACAGAGAUUGUUAGAUGCGGGCUAUGCAGGAAAGAGAACAAAGAGUGUAUGUUUAAAGAAUAGUGAGAUUGCUAUGGUUUGCGCAAAGGCGAGAGAGAUCUUCUUAUCACAGCCAACAUUGUUGGAGUUGAGCCCGCCUGUGAAGAUUGUCGGUGACGUCCAUGGGCAGUUUGGUGAUUUGAUUAGAAUGUUUACCAAAUGUGGAUUUCCUCCAGCAGCAAACUAUCUGUUCUUGGGUGACUACGUUGAUCGAGGCAAGCAAUCACUUGAGACUAUUCUACUUUUACUAUGCUACAAGAUCAAAUACCCUGAAAACUUCUUCCUCUUGCGUGGGAACCAUGAAUGUGCAAGUGUCACUAGGGUUUAUGGAUUUUAUGACGAGUGCAAACGUCGUUGUAAUAUUAAGACUUGGAAAUUGUUCAUCGAUACAUUUAACACUUUACCACUAACAGCAAUAGUUGCAGGAAAGAUCUUCUGUGUCCAUGGUGGGUUAUCACCGGUCUUAAACUCAAUGGAUGAAAUUCGUAACGUUAAUAGACCAACUGACGUUCCAGAUUUCGGAUUGAUCAAUGAUUUACUAUGGUCCGAUCCUUCGGAUGCGAUUAACGAGUGGGAGGAUAACGAAAGAGGUGUUUCAUACUGUUUCAACAAAGUUGCAAUUAACAAAUUUCUUACAAGAUUUGGCUUUGAUCUGGUUUGCAGAGCUCAUAUGGUUGUUGAAGAUGGGUACGAAUUCUUCAAUGGUCAAAGUCUUGUGACCGUUUUCAGUGCACCAAACUACUGCGGUGAAUUCGACAAUUGGGGUGCAGUUAUGUGUGUUAGUGAAGAAUUGUUAUGCAGCUUUGAACUCUUAGACCCAUUGGACUCCGUUGCCUUGAAACAGUUCAUGAAGAAGGGCAAACACGAAAGACGCUUAGCAAACUUGGCUACCCAACAGGCUAAUGCCGGAGGAAGCAACCAUGGAAGUUUCAGUACAGUUGUGGGAACCCCUACACUGUCAAAUAUAUCAUCAUGA